Messenger RNA from Penicillium arizonense, 849 nucleotides. RefSeq lists its product as uncharacterized. The record is from RefSeq and is a predicted model, not a curated record. The coding region runs from base 1 to 849 and encodes 282 amino acids. Gene Ontology annotation, cellular component: mitochondrion. The transcript is spliced from 2 exons. Gene Ontology annotation, molecular function: amidinotransferase activity. Lineage: Eukaryota; Fungi; Ascomycota; Eurotiomycetes; Eurotiales; Aspergillaceae.
AUGAUUGAAGCGACAAUGCCCUCAGAACAUAUCAGCAACUUCAAACCCAAGACUAUGUUUCCACCAAAACUCAUUGCUAAAGCCGAAGCGGAACUUGACAUGUUCACUUCGAUUCUUGAAGAGAACGGUAUCAAAGUUUACCGACCGCCAAAGGACAUCGACUGGCUGGCAGAAGAUGGAUACACUGGAGCCAUGCCGCGAGAUGGCCUCAUGAGUGUCGGCAACACUCUGAUCGAAGCUUGCUUUGCGUGGCCUUCGCGGUCGAAGGAGAUCGAGAUUGGAUUCACUCCCAUACUCCAUCAAUUGGCUCUUGAUCCUCGAGUAAAAAUUGUUCGCCGCCCAAGAGACACUUUUGCAAACACCUUGUUUGAUGAUGACGCCACCAUAAAUGGCCAAUGGGUAAUCAACAACAGUCGUCCAGCAUUCGACACAGCAGACUUUAUGAGGUUCGGCACCACAAUCAUUGGCCAGCUUAGCCAUGUUACGAAUCAAGCGGGUGUGGAUUGGGUCAUCAAAAACCUCCCUAAAGGGUACAAGGUUGAAAUGAUUGAGGUGAAUGAUCCAAAUGCCAUGCACAUCGACGCAACAAUUCUCCCUCUUCGCCAGGGCCUCCUUGUCUACAACCCGAAAAAGGUCACCGAGCAGGCCCUGAGGAAGCAUAUGGUGCUGGCUGAUUGGGAGCUCCGGCCUUACCCCUUCACACCAGAAAACCGAGUGUCCCCCCCGCUUUAUAUGACCAGUCCAUGGCUCUGUCUGAACGCGUUAGUGUUGGAUGGCCAGAAGAUGGUGGUCGAGGCUAAUGACUUGAAAAGUCGUCAAUGGUUUGAGUCGCUGGGAAUGACCGUUUGA